Monomorium pharaonis (pharaoh ant) is the source of this 6797-nucleotide messenger RNA. Its product is annotated as mitochondrial distribution and morphology protein 34. Gene Ontology annotation, cellular component: early endosome membrane; Golgi membrane. The coding region runs from base 1078 to 2352 and encodes 424 amino acids. Lineage: Eukaryota; Metazoa; Arthropoda; Insecta; Hymenoptera; Formicidae. Gene Ontology annotation, molecular function: R-SMAD binding. Gene Ontology annotation, biological process: negative regulation of transforming growth factor beta receptor signaling pathway. The transcript is spliced from 4 exons. The record is from RefSeq and is a predicted model, not a curated record.
GCCGCCUCGCGGAUUCUCAUCGCACGGCAGGGGGUAGCGGGAGCCACCACGGGGGCGGGGGUGGGCUUGCCCCUGCUUCUUCUCGUUGUUGCUCUUCUCGACGAUCUCACGCACGCGACGACGGCCGCGUCGCCGGUGGUACUCGAGCCGUUGAAUAGCGUCUAUCACCCGGCUGCUGACGCUACUACGUACGUUUACCUGCCUACGUCGCGAUCGCCCGACUAUUUCGCGCCGAAACGCGUCUCCGGUAUCAUUAACGGCGUCGCGAAUCGAGGAACUCUGGAUCAUCUUACAUUGGCGACGCGCCUUUCACCUUCGUCACCAUCCUUGGCAUCACCUCUGUCGUUAACGUCGCCGUUAUUGUUGACGCCGCCGCCGCCGUCAUCGUCGUCGUCGUCGCUGCCGUCGCCUCCGACGUUAUCGAGAUCGUCGCCGCCUUCAACGCCUCUGAAUACCGCCGCCGUCGUCGUCAGACAUCAAGAUCUCGCCGGCCUGACGGCGAGUCGUGACAACGAGAACGAAGAGACCGCAGCGCGACGAGGAAGAGCGAGGCGAGUGCCGAUAAGCAAGAGAUCGAAGCUGAAAGAUCAACCCUCCCCGAACUUUAUCGACCCCUGGCCGGAGGCAUGGCGACGUGUUAACGAACACCCUCCGCAAUCUCGCAAAGUGGAACCCGUACCGUCGUCGAUCCACGAAGGGAUUCGCCCUGCCGUCCAGACUUUCACUCCGCUGUUAGAGCCCGUCUUCAAGUUUGGGGAAUCGAUAUUACGCCCGGAGAGCUCCCUGCGAGAUAUCCUACUUCGCGAAAGUGCUUCGAAGACAACCGCGACGACGGCGACGGCGGCGUUGGCGACGAGAACGAUUACGCGGAACAUCGCGUAUCUCAACGGCGGUGCGACUCGACGAGCUGGAAGCACCGUGCACGAGAAGAAUGACGUCAGGAGAGUGACCGGGGACCGAGCGGAAGGUGAUAAGAGCGGAAAGCGGUUGGUGCUCGUGGGAAACGAGGAUAAUGGUGCGGUCGUAGUUGGUGGUGGUAGUGUCAUCGAGUGGACCACGACAACAGCCGCCGGGCCGAUGUCAUCGUCGCGGUCGGCGUUCUCCGGAGACGAUGUGCAGGUGGCCGAGCGUGUAAGGGUGCGCGCGAGUUCUGAGCGAAGCUCAUUGAAAGGUGAGGAAGACGACGAGCAGCAGCAGCAGCAGCAGCAACAAAACAAAGUCGUCAUCGCGCGUGAUAACGAAGAUUCGUUUGCAUCGUCGACGACCACGACGACGACAACGACGACGACGACGACGACGCAGCAUCCACCACUGACUCAAGACACCUCUAUGGAAGCACUGGGUGCGAGCGGCUACAUCGUCUCGGCGGCGCUCGUGCUGAUAGUCGGAGCACUGGUGGGUGUCCUGGCGACGAUAUCGCGUCAUCUUCAUCAUCGUCGGCUGUUGGUGCACGAGCCGGUUCCUCCCGGCUCUGCCUCCUCCGCUUCUGCCUCGAUUCUCCACCAUCAUCAUCGGCAUCAUCAUCAUCGUCACCGUCAUCGUCGCGAGGAGCCACCGCCGCCGCCGUUACAGCGCUGUCUUCUACUACAGGAUCAUUAUCGUUAUCCUGACACACCCAUGCUGUCGGUGAGCCAAGGAAUGGAGGUCGGCAGCAGCGGACGCGGUGCAUCGGCGGAAGAUGACCCGACCGCCGGUGCGGUCGGCAGUGGAGUCGGCGGCGGCGGCGGCGGCGGUGGCGAUGGCGACGAUGCCAGAAGGCGUCGGGAUAUACAAGCGGUAAUGAUCGCCGCGGCGAGGGACCGCGCGAUCCGUGCGGAGAGUGUCCGGCACGAUCUCGCCCUCAAUCUGCCGCCGCGACUCGAGCUCCCGGACGGCGAGGAACACCCGUACGGGACGCACCCGGAUCUUCACCUUCGUAACCCGGAACAGGAGAGUGAAAUUUAUCAGAAGUGCGUGCGGGCGCCGCCGAAUCGCACGAUAUUCGAUAGCGAGAGUCCGCCACCUUAUCGGACGCCAAGUAGCAGCCAACAUCUCCAUCCGGGACUGCUCGAUAUGCCCGGUGAUCGGGUGACGCGGAGUCAGAGCCCCAGCAGCAGCAAUUUGUUAUUGAAUACCGCACGCUCGAUGUUCAAGAUGUUCCCGAGCCAUACGACGCCAUCGUCGACGUCGAUGCCGGUCAACAAACCGCCCUUUUCCAGUUAUUCCGAGUCCAGUAGUAACAUGAGCAGUAAUCUGAGCAGUAGCAAUCUGUCCAACAUCACCGUGGUGCCCUGCGAAACCGACGAAAGCCGGCAAGAGCAGCAGCAGCAGCAGCAACAACAGCAACAACAGCAAUUCCAUCAGAAGGUCUGAUCCGCGGCGUCUUCCUUCCUUGACGCCGUUGUCGUCAUUGUCGCAGCCGCAUCGUCCGACCUCGAGAAUGAACGAUGGUUGUCAAAAUCGUUCUGCGCGACUGCAAUGACAAUGACGACGCCCUUCAAGACUGACUCACGGGAGAAACUUCAACAUAGGAUAAAUUCCAUCGGUCGUGUUCCAUCGUGUUCAGCAACGUGUAUUGAAUAUACGCGAGAGAAUAUAUCCUCCUCCCGGCCAGUGGUAUCCUCGUUGGAUCGUUCUUCCGGCGUUCUUCUAUAAUGUGUGUGUGUAUGUGUGUGUGUGUGAGAGAGAGAAAAAGAGCGAAAGAAAGAGAGAGGGUCGUCCGUUCGUGGCCUAAAGGAGGGCCGGCGGAAAGUGUAAAGAAGCCGGCUCCUAGUAGUGACUGAAGUCAAAUCAGUCAUCAAGACUGCGCUCAAUCGCCGUGCGUUGGUUCGCAUCUGUUCUCCUUUUUUUUUCUUCGACCGAGAAAAUCGAUGCGCUGUCGCCACCGCCGUUGUUGACGCGUUUCAUUGUGCAAUUCCAUACGCGGCCAGUGUCUAGCCUAGAUCUCAAGAUUAUUUCAAAGCGGUGGUGCGGAGAUUACGAUAUUGGGUCGAACGCGAAGAGAGGAUAAGAAAGGAUGCAGAAUUGGACGGUCGAAGCUCGACGUGGAAAACGGCGUUACCAACGCGCGACGGAAAGCGAUGGCCUAUCCUGGGACGAGGGGAUUCCCUGUCCGGGAAUUAGACGGCGAGAAGCUUCACUUCGAGGAGAAACUGGUGCGAGCUUCGCAACUCUCGCGAUACCGAUUCAACGACGAAGCGGAUCCGCCGGUUACCCUCUUCCAGCUCUCGAUCGGAGGCUCGAUCGUCGGACAUCGCGGAAGUUUGUUCAUCGCGACGAAGACUUAGUAAAUUAUUUAUUAUCGAUAUAACAUUUUAUUCGCGACGGGCGGCUGCUGCGCGACGGCCGGACGGGGCAAGUGUGGUUUCACGCAUGGUGGUUGUGGAGAAAAAGAAAAAAAAAACGAACGAACGGGACAUGAGUUGUAUGAGCGAAUUCGUUCGGUUGCGUGAGUGCGAGACCAGGCGUACGAGUAAAUGCAAGCGCGCGUGUGCGGAACGAGUAGAACGAAAGACGCGCAAGAGGCGCGGCUAAUUGCAGGGUCGAGGGAAAAAAUGAAAGAAAAAAAAGACAAGAAGAACGGGGACCCGCGCGCGCGCUCGCGCGUGUUUGUGUAUGCGUGUGAGGAAUUGUGUAGGGGGAUAAUGUAGUGCCAAGAGUGAAAACGGAAAACUCUGUACAUAUUAGGCUAGGUAGUUCAAUAUCAAUAUACUUAUUACGAUUAAAAAAAAAACGAUAUGCUACAUACCGAUUUAAAAGUAAAACAUCAAACAUACGUUACAAACACGCAUACCAUUAAAAACACGAGAUGGCCGGCCGUACGAAACUAUAACGGGACGCGCACACACUUCCGACAAAUGUAUGUUCUUCUGGCAAAGUCAAAGAGUCGAAUAUAUUCUACCUCGAAUGCUAUGUGUACUUGAAGCAAUCAACAACGGUGAAUCUUUUCCGACAUAGAAAUUAGAGAGUAAUUAUAUAAGGGAAAUUUGUGUCGAUCUCUUGUUGAGUUUAAAGAUUAUGUGUUCGUAAUCAUUAUAUGUUCAAUCAUAAUCAUUAUAAGUAGCAAAUUGAUGUACCGAUAAUUUAUUUAAAAAAUUAAAAAAGAGUUAGAAUAGAUGAUUCAUCUGUUAUCGCGUUACAUUGAUACAUAAUCUCUAGAAUAAAGUAAGAUUUUCGAAAUUAAGAUCGCGAAAUUUCUCGCAACUCAAAUAGUUGGAACGGAAAAGUUUAAUGGUUCCUCCAAUAUGUAGCUUCUUUCUCUUUAGAUUAGAAUUACAUUAUAAUAUGCAAAGAGGAAACAUAAACUGCUUGGCAUGGUUACAUCGAUAUUUCUGGUUAACUCUUGCUUCUAGCAAUUGCUUAUCUCUUACUAAGUUAUUCGUGUAAAUAUAUAACAGAAAGAAGGGAAUUUACUUCAUUAACGUAUUGAGUUAAAUCCAAUGUUGAUCGACGUUAAUGCAACCGGUAAUUAACGAUCGACUAUAGUGCAUUCGUGCAUCGAGGAAGAAUCAAAUUGAUCGUUAUUUGUUCGAUAAAUAUUUGUUUUGCAGACAGAGUACGUUUGUAAUGGCGGCGUGCAGACAAGAGUACAUUUGCAAUGCAAAUCUAUGAGUAUGCGCAUCCCUUUCGCGUUCCGAAUGGCUCGCCCUGUGUCCGACAUAACGCUAUCUUUAUUAUUAUUCAAAUAGAUAAGGCCUCAGUUUUGACAAAAUAGGACGAGUUCUGCUCGAAUAAAAUUCGAGUUUGAUGACGCGUUUUGCAGUAUAAUAAAUAAUUUCAUUUUAACAUAACAAUUUAUUCUUAAAAAUUAACGUGAUAAAUUUCAAACUUCAAACACGUUAAUAUCAAUAGUUUAUACUGAUUACAUGGUUUAAUAAAUCAUUAAACUGUACAUUACACAAGUUUUAACAGGAUUACUUUUAAAAUAUUUCUAAUAUUAUUUCUCAUAAAGUAUAGAUAUUUAAAUUUUUACAAGAUCAAAACAUCAGCUAUGAGUGUGUCCCAUGCGGAAACGCCUUGUCAACUUUGAAUCUCAAUUUCGAGAUAGAGCGAAUCACUUGAUUAUUUCAUGAGAAGUCACCAAUUAUUAUUGUAUUUCUUAAGGGUUUGCGACGUAGGGAGAAAUUGCAAUGAAAUUAUACCGAUACGUUUCCCUUUGUGAUUACGGAUCGUGCGUGGCGUACGAGGAAUGCGCGAGACGGAAAGGCAGGUGGCACGUGUAGAGCGAAAUAAUGUCUUGUGCGAUUUUGUUGGCGUUAGUUUCGCGAGCUUCCGCUUCAUUUCCGAGGAAAUGUCGGCUUGGCGGCUCUUAAAUAUUAAUUCGAAAUUCUGUUAAGUGCAUACAAAAUUUGUAUUAUACCACCGCCCGUGCGUAUCCGCGACGCAAUUUUAUCACAAAUUACACUCGACGGGAGAUUCAGCAUUCGACAUGCGUGAAAGUGUAAUGUCUUGACGGCGAGGUCCUAAUCAACGUUAACAAAUUCUUCCUAAGAAAAAUUAUAAAUUUUAAUCUUCGUGAAAGUGUCUGGGCAAUUGCGCCCGCACAGCGACGUUGUUUCGUUUCAUGUUCAUUAAGUCGUUGUGCGGUGAGUUGGGGGAGAAAAAUAUCGUCUUUCUGUUUCACCUUUGAGAUGUGUUCACGCGCAUGCAAUAUUAGGCGACAAAGUUUAAUUAUAUUCUAUGUAAAGAAAUUAGCGCGUGUGCGGAGCGAAGCGAUCAAGGAGAAAUAUUAGCAAAGAUAUUUUUUUUUCUUUUCGAAUUUUCACUUCCAUAUUGUCCUUUCAUUCGCCUUCAUCUUCCGCCGAUUACAGUCACACUGUCUCGCGCGGGCAUUUAUCUUUUAUAGAAAAGAUAAACCGUACAUGCGUGUUCUUUGGAGACAGAUUCUGACAAACGCAGAAGCUAAAAAACAGAAAAAAGCGCAGUAUGGAAGUGAAUUCGAGAAAAAAAAUUGUAUAAUUCGAUGGGUCCUGUGCAAGUUUUGGUUAAAUUUGCGACGUUGUCGACUUAGAUUGAAUUUAAAAUACGACGACGCGAGCGCGAGAUAUUUUAGACGAUAAGUUCUAGGUGAAGUAAAAUUUUUAGCAAGCUAUUGUCGAUUACUAUUAUCGCUAUCAGACAUCGUGAUAUAUCUAGCAAUUUGUUAAUUGGGAUUUGAUGAGAGGUGCGAGACGUAUGAGUAUAAUCGUGGCCUUUCGACACGAGAGAGAAAGAGAGAGAGAGAGAGAGAGAGACAGAGAGAAAAAGAGCGAAAGAGUGAGAGAGAGUGAAGGAGAGAACAGAAAGGUAAAAAAGCGAUUUCAGAUGAAAUAUCCUUUUGUUCGUCCGAAUUCAUGGUUCAACCUUCGAGAUUGUCUUUUUUUAAGCGAAAUUUUAAAAGUCAAAAUUACAUUUUUUGGCACAAACUAAUUGUUUAACAAACUACUCGACUUACCAAAUUAUCAACCAAACGUUUUAAAGGCUAGAAAAAAAGAAAAUAGAGAUUUUUAAUUGAUAUAAUUCGAAUCAUCGAACAUACAUUUAAUAAAUAAUUUUUAUUGAAUGCUGCAUACAAAGUUCAAAUAAAUAAGAUUUCCUUUCUCAGCAAUCUCAUUGUAACGCGAGGCGCCGGCUUGAUCGUAGCAUCGUCUGCGAUUGUUGCAGUGCGCAACGUCAGCAGACUCCGCAGCGAAACCGUAAUGUUCCAAAGUCCAUUGCAAAAUACGAGCAAAAAAGCAAGUCGGAAGCAGAAAGUAACAGUCAAGUCAUAAGUUUUUGUUACAUGAAAAUAAAAUUGAAGAUACAUAUUUGAUCAUUCAUUUCUUCACAAGAAAAAAAAA